This is a messenger RNA of Adineta ricciae, 360 nucleotides long. Lineage: Eukaryota; Metazoa; Rotifera; Eurotatoria; Adinetida; Adinetidae. The record is from the annotation of a GenBank genome assembly.
AUGGAUUCAACAAACGAAAAUGCAACACCAAUGGACAGCGGUAUUACACCAGAAAUGAGCGAAGAAGCAAAACUAAAAGCGAAAUAUGGCGGUGCAUUGCCUCGACAACAAAAACUGUUAACGAGAAAACUAAUGACGAAACCAAAAUAUUUCGACUCUGGUGAUUAUAAUGUCGCUAAAGCUCAAGGUAAAUUAGACGCUAGUAAACCCGAUCCAACAACAAAAAUAGCUAACGAUAAAGAAGUCCCAUCGCUGAAUGUUCCUGAAACAGUUACUGGACAUGAAAUUCCAACACCCGAAACCGUUAUGCCAAGAAAGCUGUCGUGUGCAGCAACAAUGACGCCAACAUCAGCGCAGUAG